AUUAUCUUCUUGGACCUGUUGAUAGAGUAUCGCCCGGGUAACCUAGUCGGUUGCAAUUUGCCCUUCCCGAUUAACAACAGAAGAAGGGCAUAGUAGAGAGAGAAUCAAUGGCCGACGAUCUUGAUCAACUCUUUGACAGCGCUUUGGACGAUUUCCAGAAUCUCAAUCUCAUUUCUUCUCAGAGGGAUGGAGAUGGGGAGGCUAAGAAAUCAGAUGGCAUCUCUACGUCUGGUGAAGUUCAAGGAUUGGUUAUGGGUUUGCCUGAUUUAAGAAGCAAGAAGAAGGGUAAGCAAAAGGUUUCUAAGGAUUCUCAUGUUUCUGAAGCUCUUGAUCAGCUGAGAGCCCACACUAAAGAGGCUGUUAAGGGUCUGGAGUCUGUAUCAGGACCAAGGGAUGCUUCAAUAGAUGACUUUUCCAAGGAUCCAAUGAUGGAGGAUUGGGUUAAGCAAUUUGAGGAACUUGCUGGCUCUCAGGAUAUGGAAUCUAUUGUGGAGACAAUGAUGCAACAGCUAUUGUCUAAAGAAAUUCUGAAUGAACCUAUGAAAGAGAUUGGAGAAAGAUAUCCAAAGUGGUUGGAAGAUAACAAGUCGAAGUUAAGCAAAGAUGAAUUUGAUCGUUACUCAAACCAAUAUGAACUGAUUAAAGAUCUAAACAUAGUAUACGAAACCGAGCCAGAUAACUUCACCAAGAUUGUUGAGCUUAUGCAGAAGAUGCAAGAAUGUGGUCAACCGCCUAAUGAUAUUGUAAAAGAACUUGCUCCUGAUUUUGAUCUGUCAAACCUUGGACAACUAUCCCCCGAGAUGCUCGAUGCUCAACAGAAUUGUUGUGUGAUGUGAAACAUUUAGGUUAUUAUUUGGUUGGAAGCAUGUUCACAGGAUGUCUGUGUUGCAGUUGUGUGAGUGAAAUUGAAAAAGAAUAAGGAGUUAUAUAAUAUUGUUUCGAAAAAUGCUUAAUGAUUAUAUGUCUUUUAACCAUUACAAUUACAUCUUAUAUGACAUUAUUUAUAGCUAGUUUCAUGUAUUUUUACU
Molecule: messenger RNA, 1028 nt
Organism: Impatiens glandulifera
Lineage: Eukaryota; Viridiplantae; Streptophyta; Magnoliopsida; Ericales; Balsaminaceae
Product: peroxisome biogenesis protein 19-2-like
Exons: 5
Coding region: 108-836 (242 amino acids)
Biological process (GO): protein import into peroxisome membrane
Cellular component (GO): peroxisomal membrane; peroxisome
Source: RefSeq, a predicted model, not a curated record